CUCAGCCUCGCGUUGCUUGAAUCAUUCAUUGAGUAGUCCUACAUAUUUGACUAGCUCAAAUAUCCUACCUAGGCUGGGGCCCCGACCGAUGAUCUGGCGCUGAUCUGCCCCUUACCACUGCAUGGGUUGAUGAUCGCGACGGCAUUUAAAGACUCGCUCACUCCGCAUCGUGCCGUCUGCUGAUUUCUUCCCUUUCUUUUCUUUCCUUUCCUUUCCUUUCUUUUUCCCUCGGAGGGAAUUGCUCAUAACAUAAAAGUACCGAUAGAAAAUCACCGAGACAAUCUACUAGAAUGCAUGCUGCACCAUGCCGGGUUUCCAAGAGCUCCUUGAUUCCCAGCAUCAUCUCACAACAUACCACCUCUACCACGAUGGCCCCGGACACAUCCUGAUCUCACCAGAGAAGCAAUCAAAAGACAAACGAAAAGUGGGCAAAUUAAACACCACCAAAGAUGCUGGGGACACCACUACCACUCAUCCCCAAGGGAGCUUCUACAUGCACCGACCAUUCCUCAGCUUCCACAAUGCCCCCCGCACCCUGCGACACGGCAGCGCCAAGACAGGGGCCCCCAUUUGCAUCAUGAACGACUCACCCCUCUGGGGCCGCUGGAAUCUGCAAUUCGGCGAAGAAGAGCUCGCACAGGCGCUCGAUCCGCGCGGGGUCGUCGCAUGGCAAUCGCGCAGCAACGCCAACAACAGUCGCGACAACGACGACACCGCGCUAAAGGGCUACAAAGUGCGACGCUGGCGCUUAUGGGGAGAGUCCGGCAAGGCCUACCACCGCGAAGUCAACGCCGCCCGGAAACACGACAAACCCGUCCUCCACCGCCAAUCCAGCGACAAGGGCUCCUCGGCGGCGUCCUGCACCGAAGACGAAGGCGAGACGCACGACGCCGUGCGCGCCGCCUACACCUCGUCCCUGAAAUGGGUGUCGCCCAUCUCGAGCCGCACCCGCUGGUACCAGCUGACCUACGACGGAAUCGACCUCGUCUGGAAGGGCACGCGCGACCUCCGACGCGGGCAAACCAUGCGACAGUGCUUCAUGCCGUUUCACCACCUCAAGCUGGUCGCGCGUCUGCCGCCGCUGUUUGUGGGGGACCGCGAUAGCGAGGUCCUGCUCGCGCAGUACUCGAGUAGCUGGGGGAGCGAGAAGCACGGCUCGUUGGUGAUUCUGGAUGAGGUCGUGAGCCGGAUUUUCGACCGCGGGCGGUCGUUAUCGGAGUCGAGUGGGUUGCGCGGGGCGAAAAGGGCGGACCAUCUGGAACGGGUGUACCAGUUGAUUUUGACGACGGCGUUGUGCAUGAUUGUUGGCGAGGGGCAGAAACGGGGGAUUCUUUUGGCUCUUUUAGCGUUGAUCGCGGAGGGGGUUGGGAGUUGAAUUUUGGAGUUGGUUGUCGAAUCUUGUUUUUUUUUUUUUUAAUGUCUUUUCAAUGGACGACAUGCUUGACUGUCGG
Molecule: messenger RNA, 1451 nt
Organism: Aspergillus campestris IBT 28561
Lineage: Eukaryota; Fungi; Ascomycota; Eurotiomycetes; Eurotiales; Aspergillaceae
Exons: 1
Coding region: 305-1375 (356 amino acids)
Source: RefSeq, a predicted model, not a curated record